AAGAGAUGGAUUUAAGAAAAAAAUAAAUAAACACUGAUACGUUUUACUAUGCUGCAUUCCAAACACUCGGAAUUUGGAUACGUACUGACGUCACACACUCUUGGCGCUCCAGUUCACAAUUUACAAAAUCAAGAUGGACGCCUCAUAGAAUUGUUUUCCCUCCUUGUUCUCUCGACUUAGACAACAGAAACAAAUACAAAUACCAAGUCCACGGAGCACCAUUGCUGAACAGGAAAAACAGCCUCGAAGCUGCAGGACAACACGAAUGGGGCGCCGGAAAUCGAAGAGAAAGCCUCCCCCAAAGAAAAAAAUGACGGGCAACUUGGACACCCAAUUCACGUGCCCGUUCUGUAACCACGAGAAGUCGUGUGACGUGAAAAUGGAACGAACACGGAACACAGGAAUCAUAUCGUGCAGCGUUUGCUUGGAGGAGUUCCAGACGCCUAUAACAUAUUUGUCUGAGCCAGUGGAUGUGUACAGUGACUGGAUAGAUGCCUGUGAAGCAGCCAACCACUGAUCAUGUGAUUAUCUCAACAGCCGGUUUCAAAUGUGCAACGCACACUGUCAUUUUACCUCAGUCGGGAUUAUUAGCACUUAAGAGUUUGCUACAUCAAUUCCACCCAGCAUCCUUGUAUUUCACAUUAUUUCACUACAUCAUUAUGCAGCAAUUUUUAAGAUGUGUUUCCUAUUCAAUGGUUGUGAUCGAACUUGAUACAGUCCUGAUCAAAAUGUUAAGGCCAGUUGAAAAAUUUCGAUAAUUUAUAUCUCCUGAUGCCAGUGUUUCCAGGAUGCUUGUGGGAAUGUUGGUAAAGAUGGCUUCACGGUGGGCAUCCACUGUCCAUUUUUGUAAACUUCCCCUGCUAUCCAUCCCCAAAUGUCGUCAGUUGGGUUUACAGUAGAUUAGGGAAACAUGCAGGAUGGUAAAAAAAAAAAAAAAUGUUGCCGCUGCAACAUCUCCACAUAGCCAUCUGCCGUUUGACACCCCUGCACAACCUGAAGCUCCAUUGUUCCAUUGAAGGGAAAAGCAGCCCAUGAUGGUGCCUUGUGGGAAAACAUCUCAGGUGGGAUCUCCUUGUCAUGCCUGUCAAGGUUACGUUUUUUUCCCCCAUCAGAAAGUAAAACUUUCUUCCACCUUCCAAAGUCCUAUGUUUGGUGCUCUCGUGCAAAUUCCAAACAGGCAAUUUUGUGGUUUUGAAGACGACGCGGCCUUUGAAGAAUUUUUUUCUUCUUAAAACCCUUCUCUGUCUGAUGGUUGGGUCUACCACUCGACUUUUUUGUUCCAUAACCCUCAGGAUCUUUUAAGAAGUUGAAAAUAACCCUUUUACUGCGUCCAACCUCAGCAGCAGUGGCACGCUGUGAGAGGCCUUGCUUGUGCAGCUCAGCAGUCCCACCGCGUUUGAAGAGAGAAAGCUUUUUUGCCUUUGCUAUUAAGAGAGACAGAAAGUGACAUUAAAUCCACCCUUUUGGCAGGAAUUUGUCUUUUAAAGGCGGCGGUCGUACAUUUUUGAUCAGCUGCUGAACAGCAUAUUUCACUUGAAUGCUUGUUGCUUACUCAAAAUGUUUUGUCAGGCAUUUUUCAACUGGUUUUAACAUUUUGAUCAGGAGUGUAUAUACCGUAUAUAAACACCUCAUUCACCAAAAAUGUUUUAUAAGUACAUAAUACAGGUCAAAUGUACAGCACACAUGUGCCACUGUUAGAAAGCCCACAGUUUUUACACAUUUGUCUUCACUGAUGUCUUUUCGUGAAGCGUUGCGAUUUCGCACUUUGUUCGGCGGUCCUUGAACGCACCAUAGUUGUGUGCCGUGACAAUGAUUCCAUCUGUUCGUGGAUCAUCUUUUAAUGUCAUUCAUUAUUGGUGGGAACCUGUAUAUUUUAUACAUAUGAGGCACGUUUAGGGUGUAAACCUGGACUGUGUCGUGGGUGAGCAAUGGAAAUUGUGUGUUAAAAAUAGACAUUUGUAUGGGUGUCACAAUUACUCCAUUUGUCAUUUGCUGGUGAUCCCCGGACGUAAACCAAGCAAAAAAGCGGGGAUCAACUGUAGUAUACAUAGUGAUGAUUUAACCCUUGCGGAAUAAUUAGAACAAUCAUUUCAAUUCAUGUUAUCGUUUUAAGUAUUUAACAUAUUUUACCGUUUGUGGCAAAUGAAAGGGAACAAAAACGUGUUUUGUGUAACAAGAUUUUACACGUGUAUUCCAUGACAGUAACUCACAACUGUAUUUUUAAUGUGUUUUUAUUGCACAAAUGUCAUGUUUAGUGAAAGCCAUUAUAGAAAAAGAAAGAACUUAAGUACAAUGUCGAAACACAGCCAACUCUUGAAAAGUGAAAUGUUACCAUUAACUAUCGCCAUUGUAGACAUCACAGAUCAGUAAAUGCACUGUAAAAACUGCUUUUCCUCAACUCAUUCAAUUAAAGGAAUGUUAAAAGAUGUGACUGUUCGUGUACCUGGUGGGAAGCUUUCGGGACACUAGAUGGCGCUCCACUCCAAGCUGCUUUUGGCGCAUUCACGUUUGAUAUCUGCUAAUAGCACAGGGACUGCAAAUCUAACAGUAUGAGCCACACUUCAGUCUGAAAAAUGUACUGGUGACGUGUGCAUAGCUUGCGUGCCAGCUUAACAUUUUCCAUCGCAGUGCAUCCAUCACAGCUUGUGGCACGAAUAGCAACAUUACAUUCAAGAUAAAGUGGUGGGUUCCAACAGUACAGUACAGUAGCUUGAUAAGAGAAACUCGCGUGUGUGUUUAACAACAACUGAUCCUGCGUUCUGAGCAGAGCGACAACGUCGAAGCUGAGAGAAGUUCACAAAAGGCAAAAAAGGCAUUUUUUUUCUUGUAUAAAAUAAUAAAAGCAAGCCUCUUUGCUGUGUAAGAAUUUGUGGUGACUAUAAGUAAAUCAGCUUUCAAGCAUGUCUAGACCCCUCUCUAUAUUUGUAUUAUACUUCAACAGCCAAAGACACAUUCCACACGAACCGCAUCAAUUGUACUUGUACCAGUCUACGGAAUCAAAAGGCAAUAUGUUAGGCUUCUGACUAUAUUAGGUGAUUUUUUUUUAAAAAAGUGUCCAUAUAAAUCUAAGGGUCUUUUGAAGAAGGAGGGCCCUGCGAAGCUUCUAUGAAAACAUGGAUCCGACUCCCAAAAAGGUUCAGUAGCACCAACAUGGUAACUUCUCCAUGACAGAAACUGCCAAAUUCUGUUGUCGGGACAUCUAAUUACAAUACAAGAAUAUAAUGUUGUGGAAAAUGAUCUAUAAAUAUCUAUUAAAUAUCAACCUCUGAGUGUCUGGUACCAUUCUCGCAGUGAUUAAAGUCAUCAGAGAAAGAGAGAGGAAAAAAAUAAAGAUUUAGGAUGAAAAUACAGAAGUUGGCCACAACAUGAAAAUUUAAAAGUAAAAACACUAUUAUUGUUUUACUCAUGGAAACAUUUCCCAAGAGUAAAAUGUUUCGAAAAAGGCCAGGAAUGGAGACGACAAUGACGUCAAAUCAGUGUUUAAAUAACAGUCUGGGUGGGCGGGUUUGCUCAUCAUUAAGACAAGUCGUGGUUGGUUGUCUGGAGUUUAGCAAAGAAGGGGGUUGUCUGAGGCCGCCUGUGGUUCUCUUAGUCAGAGUACUGGUUGUAUCCGUCAAACUCCACUUCACUCCCGUUGUUGUAGUAGGCCUCGGUGGGGUUGGCGCAGUACUUGUUGUCAUAAACCUGGCGGGGGAGGCCGUAGGUAGUCAUGCCCUGCUGGGAUGCCACUUUGUUGGUGCCCAUCUGCAGGGAUAUAGUGGUGGUGUCACAGUUCUCCAGCUCCAGCUUCUUGUCAAAGAUGUGCCUCCUU
Molecule: messenger RNA, 3811 nt
Organism: Dunckerocampus dactyliophorus (ringed pipefish)
Lineage: Eukaryota; Metazoa; Chordata; Actinopteri; Syngnathiformes; Syngnathidae
Gene: elof1
Product: elongation factor 1
Exons: 4
Coding region: 266-517 (83 amino acids)
Biological process (GO): transcription elongation by RNA polymerase II
Cellular component (GO): transcription elongation factor complex
Molecular function (GO): RNA polymerase II complex binding
Source: RefSeq, a predicted model, not a curated record